This is a messenger RNA of Ochotona princeps (American pika), 2594 nucleotides long. RefSeq names its product general transcription factor IIIC subunit 4 (gene GTF3C4). Gene Ontology annotation, biological process: transcription initiation at RNA polymerase III promoter. Gene Ontology annotation, molecular function: protein binding; histone acetyltransferase activity. Gene Ontology annotation, cellular component: transcription factor TFIIIC complex. Bases 75 to 2504 code for a protein of 809 amino acids. The transcript has 5 exons. Lineage: Eukaryota; Metazoa; Chordata; Mammalia; Lagomorpha; Ochotonidae. The record is from RefSeq and is a predicted model, not a curated record.
GGCGGCGGCGGCGCGCGGGACGGCGGGCGCGGGGCUCGGCGCGCCGCGGCUCCCAGCUCGGCCCCUGCGGGAAGAUGAGCACGGCCGAGCAGGCCCGGCCAGCGGGGGACGGGCCCGUGCCGCCCGCGGGGGAGGAGGGCGAGGCGGGCGGGAAGGAGCCGGCGGCCCCGGGGCCCAGCGCUGCGUUCCGGCUCCUGGUGACUCGGCGGGAACCGGCCGUGAAGCUGCAGUACGCGGUGAGCGGCCUGGAGCCGCUGGCCUGGUCCGAGGACCACCGCGUGUCGGUGUCCACCGCCCGCAGCAUCGCCGUGCUGGAGCUCAUCUGCGACGUGCACAACCCGGGCCAGGACCUGGUGAUCCACCGCACCUCGGUGCCUGCACCCCUCAGCAGCUGUCUGCUCAAGGUGGGUCCAAAAGCAGAGGUUGCUGAGUGCAAGGAGCAGUUUGCCACCUCUAAAGAUCCCACUGUCAGUCAGACCUUCAUGCUGGACAGAGUGUUCAACCCUGAGGGCAAGGCUCUGCCGCCCAUGCGAGGCUUCAAAUACACUAGCUGGUCCCCCAUGGGCUGCGAUGCCAAUGGCAGGUGCCUCUUGGCAGCACUGACCAUGGACAAUCGCCUGACCAUCCAGGCUAACCUCAACAGACUCCAGUGGGCGCAGCUGGCCGACCUGACAGAGAUUUACGGAGAGCGACUCUAUGAGACCAGCUACCGGCUCUCCAAGAACGACCCUGCCCACGGGAGCCUGGGCGAUUUUGCCGAGUUCCAGAGGAGACACAGCAUGCAGACUCCGGUGAGGAUGGAGUGGUCGGGCAUCUGCACCACCCAGCAGGUCAAGCACAACAACGAGUGCCGAGACGUGGGCAGUGUGCUCCUGGCCGUGCUCUUGGAAAACGGCAACAUCGCCGUGUGGCAGUUCCAGCUGCCCUUUGUGGGGAAGGAGUCCAUCUCGUCGUGCAACACCAUCGAGUCCGGCAUCAGCUCUCCCAGCGUUUUGUUUUGGUGGGAAUAUGAGCACAAUAAUCGCAAAAUGAGUGGCCUUAUCGUGGGAAGUGCUUUUGGACCUGUGAAAAUCCUGCCUGUCAACCUGAAAGCAGUCAAAGGCUACUUCACGUUAAGGCAGCCCGUGGUCUUGUGGAAGGAGACGGACCAGCUGCCUGUGCACAGCAUCAAGUGUGUGCCGCUCUACCACCCCUACCAGAAGUGUAGCUGCAGCCUGGUCGUGGCCGCCAGGGGCUCCUAUGUGUUCUGGUGUCUGCUGCUCAUCUCCAAGGCGGGUCUGAAUGUGCACAACUCACACGUCACAGGCCUGCACUCGCUGCCCAUCGUGUCCAUGGCGGCGGACAGACAGAACGGGACCGUGUACACCUGCUCAAGCGACGGGAAGGUGCGCCAGCUGAUCCCCAUCUUCACGGACGUGGCGUUGAAGUUCGAACACCAGCUCAUCAAGCUCUCCGACGUGUUCGGCUCGGUGAGGACACACGGGAUCGCGGUGAGCCCCUGCGGCGCGUACCUGGCCAUCAUUACGACGGAGGGCAUGGUCAACGGGCUCCAUCCUGUGAACAGAAACUACCAGGUCCAGUUCGUCGCUCUCAAGACCUUCGAAGAGGCAGCGGCUCAACUCCUGGAAUCUUCGGUUCAAAAUCUCUUCAAGCAGGUGGAUUUAAUUGACCUUGUGCGCUGGAAGAUCUUAAAAGACAAGCAUAUCCCUCAGUUCCUGCAGGAGGCUUUAGAAAAAAAGAUUGAGAGCAGUGGGGUCACCUACUUCUGGCGCUUCAAGCUUUUCCUCCUGAGGAUCUUGUAUCAGUCAAUGCAGAAAACACCCUCGGAAGCGUUAUGGAAACCCGCCCACGAGGACUCAAAAAUCCUGCUGGUUGACUCCCCUGCCGAGGAGGAGCAGCAGGAAGAAGGCGCUUCUUCCAAGCAGGCGCUCAGGCUGGGCCUGCAGGAGCGAAGCCGAGAAGGUGACGCCGAGGAGGCUGCCGAGGACGCGCUCCUCCCCGCUGGGGAGGUCGGAGGCCGUGAGCCCAUGGAAGAGAAACUUCUGGAAAUCCAAGGGAAAAUCGAAGCUGUGGAGAUGCACCUGACCCGGGAGCACAUGAAGCGGGUGCUGGGGGAGGUGUACCUGCACACCUGGAUCACGGAGAACACCAGCAUCCCCACGCGGGGCCUCUGCAACUUCCUCAUGUCCGCCGAGGAGUGCGAUGACAGGACGGCCCGGGUCCUGAUCGGACACAUCUCCAAGAAGAUGAACAAGCAGACCUUCCCUGAGCACUGCAGCCUGUGCAAGGAGAUCUUGCCGUUCACAGAUCGCAAGCAGGCCGUCUGCUCCAAUGGCCACAUCUGGCUGCGGUGCUUCCUAACCUACCAGUCCUGCCAGAGUCUGAUCUACCGACGGUGUUUGCUUCAUGACAGCAUUGCCCGGCACCCAGCUCCAGAAGAUCCUGAUUGGAUCAAGAGGCUGCUGCAGAGCCCCUGCCCCUUCUGUGACUCACCUGUCUUCUGAGCGCCCACACUCUGCGGGUGCCGUAGAAGACGCCCUCCACCCGGGGCUGCCUGGUCCUGCCGCAGACAGGGCUCCGCUCAACGGACGGGG